This is a messenger RNA of Caretta caretta (loggerhead turtle), 2657 nucleotides long. It is a transcript of the gene PTGES2, whose product is annotated as prostaglandin E synthase 2. The record is from RefSeq and is a predicted model, not a curated record. Gene Ontology annotation, cellular component: mitochondrion. Lineage: Eukaryota; Metazoa; Chordata; Testudines; Cheloniidae. Gene Ontology annotation, molecular function: prostaglandin-E synthase activity.
CCUCUGGUGCUGGGUGUAGAGGCCCUCCCGCACUGUUCCCCCGCCCACCUUGUGGAGCGAAGAUGGCAGCAGCCUGCAGUGGCUGGAGGUGCCUUGGGCUGCUCCCGUGGAGACUGAGGGCUGCUGGCCAGGCGGCUGGGGUGGGGCUCCUGCGGGCCCAGAGCAGGGGGUACUGUAUCCCCUUUGGGACAGGACGCUAUGCACGGGGCCGGGCACGGAAGGGCAGCCGCAUGCUGGUGGGGGCUGCUUUUGCCCUGGGGGGCACCUUUGGCCUCUUCCAGACUCUCCAGUAUCCCCUGAAGGCCCAGGAGCACCUUGCAGAGCAGCAGGCAGCCAAGCUCCCUGCAGGUAGCCUGCAGUUGACCCUGUACCAAUACAAAACCUGCCCGUUCUGCAGUAAGGUUCGAGCCUUUCUUGAUUACCAUGGGGUGCCUUAUGAAAUUGUGGAAGUGAACCCGGUAAUGAGGAAGGAGAUCAAAUUCUCCUCCUACAGAAAGGUGCCCAUCCUUUUAGCCAACGCUGGAAACACUCUGCAACUGAAUGACUCUUCAGUGAUCAUCAGUGCAAUAAAGACCUAUCUCAUUUCCAGGAAGAAGAGCUUAGAAGAGAUUGUGUCAUUUUAUCCUCCUAUGAAAGCUGUGAAUGAGCGGGGCAAGGAGGUGACUGAGUAUGGGAACAAAUACUGGCUCAUGCUGGAUGAAAUGGAGACCCAGCAUGUGUACCCCAUCAAAGAAACUAGGGUGGAGGAAAUGAAGUGGCGAAAAUGGGCAGAUGACUGGCUUGUUCACCUCAUCUCCCCCAAUGUUUACCGCACACCUAGGGAAGCCCUGGCUUCUUUCAAUUACAUUGUCCAUGAGGGAAAGUUUGGCACCGUGGAAGGUUUUUUUGCCAAGUACAUGGGGGCCGUUGCCAUGUUCUUCAUCAGCAAGAGGCUGAAGAGCAGGCACCAUCUCCAGGAUAAUGUCCGAGAAGAUUUGUACAAAGCAGCCAAUGACUGGGUAAAAGCUAUUGGCAAACACAGACCAUUCAUGGGUGGCAGCCAGCCGAAUCUUGCUGACUUGGCAGUGUAUGGGGUCCUCCGGGUCAUGGAAGGGCUGGAAGCCUAUGAUGACAUGAUGACUCAUACAAAGAUUCAACCUUGGUACCAUCGCAUGGAGAAGGCUAUUGGGGAGGCCGAAGUCCCGAACUGGCAACUGCUGCAGCCGCCUUACUAAAAUUCUUGCACAGAAAAACAUUAAAAAGGAAAGACCUUCUGUUUUAAAAAUAAAAUGCACUGGCCUUUCCCCCUGGACUGAUGUGCAGGCAUGUGGAUUGUCCAGCUUAGAGCUAAUAAGGGGCUUCGUGAGACCAAGAGAGCAGGAGAGGACAGGUGUGUACAGUUAAGUAAAUAUGACAUUUAGAAUAAUAGAAACAUGUAAAAGGUGCUGACCUGGGACCUCAUUGUAGAGGAGGGUAAAUUCUGAUUUAAACAGCAGAGUGCAGCAAACUGACUUUCUCUUGGUGAGCCCCAUACUAAGUAUAUGUUAAAAAGAAACCACAAUGCUGGCUAGUGGACCCUGGAGCAAAAGCAAAUAUUUGAGGUCUGUCCAGGGUUGACUUCAGGCUGUAUCUCCUCUUGUCCAAGUUGUCCUGAGUGUCUUCCUGACUAUUUGAGGUACUGUGUAACUCUUAAAUGGCAUUAAGAUUUGACCUGCAAUAGCAUCCUGUAAGUACAGUGCUGAGGGCAAUGGGUGAAUCAGCAGCCCUGAGGAAGGAAUCCCUUUGCAUGAUGGAAAAGAUCCUGCUGUCUGCAGGCCAUGUGCUUCCAGUCUUCAGGGUGAUCUCCAUUUAAACUGUUAUUUCAACAGGUGAUUCUGGAUUGUCAGUGAUAAUACAGGCUCAGUUCCUCUUUCUAUGCAGUAUAUGGCAUCUAGGGUUUCUCGUCUACCAGAAGAUAGAGGCCCAGAGAGCACAACCUAGACUGAAGAAAGAAUUAUUGCAAAAUGAUUAUUUGAAAAAAAGCUUCCUAGCAUGAGUUACAUGAAAAGUGUUCCUGGAAAUACUCAAUAUGAUCAGUUGUUAUCAAGUGAGUGCUAGUGAAUUUUGCAGUCCUCUGGCUCUCUAGAUGCUUCUUGUAAUGCAAGAGCAACAAAGGCUUUGCUGUGUGGAGUGGGAGCCAUUGCUGUAAGCUACGUUGUACAGUGUGAACUUUUUGGAACUAGUAUUUCCUCACUGAGUUCUGGCUAAUACUAGUGCAGUGUGGAAAUGCCAGUUGGUACCUGUCUUGGUGAACUAAGUUGCAGGGAAUCCUUUCACUUCUGGCUGUAGGUCAGAGAGUGAGAGAUCUUCUGAAUGGUACUAGGUUUUAAUUUCCCUCUUCUCUACUUCUAACAAUCCUUUCCAUGGCAUCAUGGGCACUUUUCAAGGAAACUGGUUAUCUGGGAAAUUAGUGGUGGAGAUGGCAUCUGUCAUCAAUGCAGAAACUUUGUGUUAGUUGAAGACUGCUUUUUGCUAUCAGUCAUAAGUAUCAGUGUGUGAUACAGGUGUGUUUUAUUGUCCAGAACCUACUGUAUCUACGGAUACUUUAGAAGGAAAAUGAAGUGCAAAUUCUAGUGUGGACUGGAUGAGUAGUAGUGGGAGAGGAAGAGAGUAUUUGCAAUAAAAACAAACUGUUGCUA